Messenger RNA from Nymphalis io (European peacock), 1194 nucleotides. RefSeq names its product putative hydroxypyruvate isomerase (gene Gip). Lineage: Eukaryota; Metazoa; Arthropoda; Insecta; Lepidoptera; Nymphalidae. Gene Ontology annotation, molecular function: hydroxypyruvate isomerase activity. The coding region runs from base 337 to 1119 and encodes 260 amino acids. The transcript has 4 exons. The record is from RefSeq and is a predicted model, not a curated record. Gene Ontology annotation, biological process: glyoxylate metabolic process.
CCCCAGAAAGAGAUGGAGAAAAAGUUAAUGGUUUUUAAAUUUAGAAAUUAAUAUCGUUUAAAAACAAUUGUCUUUCUUAUGCUUUUAUGAAUAAUGUGUUUUUUUUAUUUUCAUUGUUGUCAGCUGAGUUAACCGCAUAAAUAAAAUAACAUAAGCACAUUUGACAUUACGAAUUGAUAAGAGCUUGAUAACAUGUUAUCGGAAAAUUUAUUAUAAAAAUAGUCGUUGAAAUCAUAUAUAUACACUUAACUGCUCGUUACCUUUUAUUUAGUUACGUAUACUUAGUUACAAAUUAAAUUUUAUUUACGCCACAACUAACAACGGUUAUAAAUUAAAAUGAAGUUUUGCGCAAACCUUGCAUUUAUGUUUACGGAAAGCUCAAGUAUUUUAGAAAGAUACGCUCUAGCGAAAGAUGCAGGCUUUAGAGCAGUAGAAACUGGAUUUCCUUUGGGUUACCCAUUAGAACAAGUUAAACAAGCAAAAGAAAUUGCUGGCAUUGAACAAGUAUUAAUUAAUCUCAAGACAGGAGAUGUAACUAAAGGUGAAUUAGGAGUAACUGCUGUACCAGGCAAAGAAAAUGAAUUCAAAGAUAAUUUAAAAUUAACAAUUGACUAUGCAAAAGCUCUUGGAGCCCAAAAAAUUCACAUUAUGGCUGGAAAAUUGGAAAAUGUGUCAUCUGAAAAUUGGACAACCUAUGAAAAUAACUUGAAGUAUGCAGCAAAUGUUUUAAAGAAUGAAAAUAUAUUGGGAGUCAUUGAACCUAUUAAUCAACACUCGGUACCUAAAUAUUUCUUAAGUGAUUUUAAUAAAGCUGUUGAUAUAAUUAAAAGGAUAAACAGUGCAAAUCUAAAAUUGCAAUUGGAUAUUUUCCACUUGCAACAUAUCUGCGGUGAUCUCUCAUACAACAUCAAGAACCUUAUGCCGUAUGUGGGGCAUGUGCAGAUAGCUCAAGUCCCAAAUCGCAACGAACCUGACACACCAGGAGAAAUCAACUACAAGUACAUUCUUAAACACUUGGAAAAUAGUGGUUACAAUGAUUGGAUAGGUCUUGAAUACAAACCGGCUAGUGACAGUAAAGAGGGUCUUAAAUGGGUCAAAGAAUAUGGCUACAGUUUGUAAUGUAAAAGAAAAUGUUGUAAAUAUUAUUAUAUGAAAUAUUCGUGAGAGUUCUAUAAAUAAAACAAAUUGCUAUCA